Messenger RNA from Frieseomelitta varia, 1937 nucleotides. Its product is annotated as methyl farnesoate epoxidase-like. The record is from RefSeq and is a predicted model, not a curated record. The transcript has 8 exons. Bases 54 to 1679 code for a protein of 541 amino acids. Gene Ontology annotation, biological process: xenobiotic metabolic process. Gene Ontology annotation, molecular function: oxidoreductase activity, acting on paired donors, with incorporation or reduction of molecular oxygen, reduced flavin or flavoprotein as one donor, and incorporation of one atom of oxygen; heme binding; iron ion binding. Lineage: Eukaryota; Metazoa; Arthropoda; Insecta; Hymenoptera; Apidae. Gene Ontology annotation, cellular component: cytoplasm; intracellular membrane-bounded organelle.
GAGAGCACCAUGAAAAGAAUGUCUCAGACAAAAAGAUAUUUUUGUCAGAGGUCAUGGAUGUCAUGCCGAUAACAUCACGACCAGGAUCGUUUUUGUUACCAUAUGCAUAUAUGCUUGGUAUAGCAACUGUAUUCGAAGUCCCUGAAGUAUCAGUACACUUCAAGAUGCUUUACGUGAUCAUCUCUCUUCUUUUUGUACUUUUUUCCAUGUUUUGUGUCUAUGAUUGCAUUAAACCGCACAAUUUUCCUCCUGGUCCAAAAUGGCUUCCAGUGAUCGGUUGCUUCCUCACGUUUCAUCGAUUGAAACUGAGACACAAAUACGCUUACUUGGCUUUCCAAAAUCUGACGAAAACCUACGGGCCGAUUUUAGGCCUGAAAUUAGGAAACCAGAAAGUCGUUAUAAUUUCGACGCACGAUCUAGUAAAGAAAGUUCUUCUUCAGCAAGAGUUCAACGGAAGACCUGACGGAUUCUUCUUCAGAGUUCGCGCGUUCGGAAAAAGGAAAGGAAUUUUAUUCACGGAUGGACCAAUGUGGUCUCAAUGUCGCCGUUUCACAAUGCGCCAUCUCAAAAACUUUGGACUAGGGCAAUCAAUUAUGGAAAAACAGCUGAUUGUCGAAGCUGAAAAUCUCACGAAUUAUCUUCGUCAUAUCAGUGCCAAAGGUCCAGUGUCAAUGCAUACAGUUUUUGACAUUGCAGUUCUGAAUUCUCUCUGGUGUAUGUUCGCUGGUCACAGGUUUGACUAUGGAAACGAGAAAUUGGUAGAAAUUCUCGAAACUGUUCACGAUGCCUUCAGAUUAAUGGACACAAUGGGCGGCAUUGUUUCGCAAAUGCCAUUUCUACGCUUCAUAGUACCAGAAUUAUCUGGUUACAAUGAUUUAAUGAGAAUACUUCAGAAGCUUUGGAGUUUCCUAGACGAAGAGAUUAACAUCCAUGAAAAACAAUUGCUCGAGAAUCAGCCACAGGAUUUGAUCGAUGCUUUUCUUUUAGAGAUUCCGUCAAAAAAUACGGAACCAAGUGAUACCAUUUUUGAUCGAGAAAACUUGUUGGUUCUGUGCAUGGACCUCUUCUUAGCUGGAUCGAAGACUACAACAGAUACUUUAACUACUAUUUUUCUAUUUUUAUCUUUACACUCUGAAUGGAUCAAAGUGCUCCAGGAAGAACUGGAUAAUGUCGUAGGCAGAUCACGAUCUCCUACUUUAGAAGAUUAUUCAUCACUACCUCUGAUGGAAUCGUUUCUUGCGGAAGCACAGAGAUUUUUGAUCUUGGCGCCACUUGGAGUCCCUCACAAGACUAUGAAAAACGUAACUUUGAACGGAUAUAAUAUACCUAAAGAUACUAUAAUUCUUUUGGAUUUCCAUAGUGUAUUAAACGAUCCAGCUUACUGGGAUCAUCCAGAAAAAUUUCAACCUCAACGAUUUCUCGAUGCAAAUGGUCAAUUCUGCCAAAAUAAUGCCAACAUACUAUUCGGCUUAGGUAAAAGACGUUGUCCGGGUGAAAUGUUGGCCCGGACAUCCUUAUUUUUGUUCUUCGCCUACGUUAUACAUUUUUUCGACAUUGAAAUUUCACCGGAGCACAGCGAACCGGAUCCAAAUGGACACGAUGGUUUCACCAUAUCACCAAAACCUUAUUAUCUAAAGCUUACGGCAAGAUCUGACAUUAUAAACUGUACUGCAUCAUAAAUAUUGUAGUAAAAUUUUAAGCGCAAUUCGUUAUUUUAAACGCAAAUAUAAAAACAGGAAAUUAUGUAACUAACAAUUAUGAAUAGAUUCUUCAGUGUCUCUAAGAAUAAAUUCCUGUUCUGUACGUGAUAAAAUAUUAUGGUCUUAGACGACGGCAAUUCAAGAUAACUAAUUAAGCAUUAGAGUCGAGAAACAUGUGUAUUUAAUAGAAAAAUAUUCUUAUUGAAAAUUUUCUAUUUAUCAAGUAAUAGCUGAGUG